ACACUGCUUAACCCACACGUGCCUUUGACUAUUAAGACUUCGAAAUUGUACCUUCGUAAAGGUCAAGGACUCUCUUUCUCUCUAUAACUCUUUUCUUCUCUAUCCUUGGUAACAAAGCCCUAAUCCUAAUUUCUCUCUCACUUUCCAAUCAAACGCUCUCGACUCUCGUCGUUCAAUUAUUUCAAUCGGAACCAAACGGUUCCGUCUUCAAUUCGCAUUUCAAGUGAUAACUUGUGGAACACAGGAUGCCAGCAGUGCGGUAUUUUUCUCCGGACGACACGGUAAAUCAAAAGUUACAGAUUCAAACGAGGCUCGGUAGUUUGAAAUCGUGCAAGUACUUCAAUCUUCUCACGAGAUAUUUAAGUCUCAAAGUUAGCAAACAUGAAUUUGACAGGCUCUGCUUAGCAAUUAUUGGGAGGGAAAAUGUCCCACUUCAUAAUCAUUUCAUCAAGUCAAUCUUGAAGAAAUCGUGUCUCCCCAAGAUAGCUCCGGCAAAACAGAGCAGAGUAGAAGGUCCUUUGACUGUGAAAACGCCAAAUGGAUGUAACAAUCUACAGAAUCUAUGCAAGGAUUUUCUUAAAUCUCCUCGGAAAAGUAGAACUCCAAGUUUGCGUGACCGCAGAUUCAAAGACCGUCCCAGCCCUCUUGGUCCUCAUGGGAAAAACAACAGCAAUGGAUUUGAGAAUUCAACUCCUAAGACUCAAGAGGGAUUUGAAAAUUCAACUCCUAAAACUCAAGAGCAGCAAAGUAAUACAGAACCAUUUUCUGUAGGCAACAAGCUUCCUGUGCCUGUGGAAGAUGGGGAAGAGGUUGAUCAGGAUUCUGAAAGGCUGGCCGAAAUUAGAAAGAGUCCUAUCCGAGCACCUCUCGGUAUUCCAAUCUAUGAUAAUAGAGCACAAAGACUUACACGUGAAGGAUUACCACCUGGUAGUGUCACUGAUACCUGUGAAAGUAAUGGUCACUUACCUGAUACACAUUCUUUGAUGAAAAGGAUGGAGCAUAACCUGGAAACUGAGGAAUGUAAGGUCUCAGCAGAUGCAGCCAACGUAUUAAAUAAGGCUCUUGAUGUUUACCUCAAAAGAUUAAUAAAGCCCUGUUUGGAUUUAGCGACUUCAAAAUCUGUGAAUAAAUUUAGUGGUCGAAUUCAAUCUGGCAAGAACAAGUUAGCAACGAAAAGGUGUGUGCAAAAGCAAAUUGGAUCUGCUUCUGCAUCAAUCUCCGAGUUUAGAACAGCAAUGGAGUUGAAUCCUACCAUACUAGGGGAAGAUUGGCCUCUACAUUUGGAGAAGGUUUGCUUUCGUGCAAUGGAGGAAUGAGUUAAACAGGCUCUACAUUGUAUUGAUCCAAGUUAUAAAUACGAACUUUUCACAAAGUAAUGGUAUUCGAAUGGGUUAGUUCAGCCUCAAUCUGACUUUGAGUUUUUACUGAUAAAUAUUGCUGACGUAAAUAGAGGUGGAAAUAUAGGUAAUUUUCAAUUUCGUGACCAUACCAUGUAAAGGUUUCAGCAUUGGAUAGUUUGGCUUUGGACAUUUUAUAUCAUAAAGUUGUUAAGUAAUUGGAAGAGUCAAGUUUACUGAAUAGAUGCGGGAAUCUCUUAACAUAUCUGUAGGAUAUUUCUUCAUUUGAUUAAUUUUUUUUUGAAUAAAUCUUAUAUUCAGUCUCUCCAGAUCUAAAAUCACGUUCCUCAGUGUUUGAAUUGAGUAUCAUUUGGUGGGGGUGUAAGAAGUUAUAGCUUUGUUUUUCUAUACCUGAUUACAUAAAAGUCACUCGUGAAUUUACAUCUGUAAUGAUAUUGUCAUCCUGUUACUUUAUUUCAAUUGCAUAUAAUCUAGUGUUCAAAUUUAUAUUGUCA
Molecule: messenger RNA, 1852 nt
Organism: Cicer arietinum (chickpea)
Lineage: Eukaryota; Viridiplantae; Streptophyta; Magnoliopsida; Fabales; Fabaceae
Biological process (GO): regulation of transcription by RNA polymerase II
Cellular component (GO): SAGA complex
Molecular function (GO): transcription coactivator activity
Source: RefSeq, a predicted model, not a curated record